Molecule: messenger RNA, 2145 nt
Organism: Psilocybe cubensis
Lineage: Eukaryota; Fungi; Basidiomycota; Agaricomycetes; Agaricales; Agrocybaceae
Product: putative E3 ubiquitin protein ligase
Exons: 11
Coding region: 1-2145 (714 amino acids)
Biological process (GO): protein polyubiquitination; ubiquitin-dependent protein catabolic process
Molecular function (GO): ubiquitin protein ligase activity
Source: RefSeq, a predicted model, not a curated record
AUGGGCGACGAUGAAUUUUUCGGGUCCUCCUCCUCCUCAUCGUCAUCGUCAUCAUCAUCAUCCACUUACGGACGCCAAUAUAGUCAGAGACCCGGACAUGGAUACGGGCCAGGACAAGGAUAUGGACAAGGAUAUGGACAAGGACAAGGAUAUGGACAAGGACAAGGACAGACGCAGCUCGCGCGAAACCCGCUCACGCUCGACGAACUUGUGUCGUUUAGCAAGCAGCUGUUGAAUAUUGCGGUGGUUAUGUAUUGGCGCGCGGAUGAUUUUGCGGGGGCUGCGGCUGCUUCUUCUUCUUCUUCUUCUGCUUCUGGUUCUUCGUCUGCGUCUGGGUCUAGUGGGAGUAGAGGGGGGAGUGGAGGAGGGAGUGGGAAUGCGAACGCGUUCGUCUCGCCGUUCGUGUCUACGUGGUCCUCACCCUCACCAUCUCCCUCAAAUCCAAAUUCCAUGCAAUCAACACAACCCACACAAUCGACGCACCAAAUCUCAAUCCCACCACCACCCCCAAGCGGCUGCGCAUGCACCUGGACAACGGUCCGCGACAAAGUGACGCGCUGCUUACUCGCGAUACACGCGCGCGACUCGAGGAGGCGGUUCGUGCCUGAGGGGCAUUGGCUUGUGCAGGGGAUUAUGGAGGGCUAUGGGAGUGUGGGGGCUUUUGUGGAGGCUGCUGUAUUGGAAGAACAGAAUGUGCUUGAUGCAGCGGAGGGAUCGGCGGUGUCUUCGUCGCAUCCUAUGCAUCCACAUGCACACUCACACACGCGACUCGGUCUCCCAUCCUCCUCACGGUCUCCCUUCCCUUUCACCUCCUCCUUCUCCUCCUCAUCCUCCCCAUCGUCCUCCGCACUGUCCACGUCGACAUCGACAUCCCACAUGAAACGCCAACAACGCCACCUCGCGAACCUCUCCCCGCGUCUGGGUGUGCUGAACAACGUGCCGUUCGCGGUGCCGUUUGAAGUGCGCGUUGCGAUUUUUAGGGGGUUUGUGAUGCAUGAUGUUGUGAGGAGGCGCGAGGGGGGGAGUGGGGCUGGGUUUGGUGCGCAGCGGUACGGAAAUUUUGGAUAUCAGACGCGACCGCGUGUACAGGUGCGCAGGGGUAUGGUUGCGCAGGAUGGGUUUGAUAGGCUUGGAGAGGUCGAUUUGAAGGCGCCGGUUGAGAUUGCGUUUAUUGAUCAGUUCGGGCAGGAGGAAGCGGGCAUCGAUGGUGGAGGCGUGUUCAAAGAGUUUUUCACGUCGUUGUGUCAGGAAGUAUUCGAUACGGACCGUGGACUGUGGCUUGCGAAUAAGAAGAAUGAGCUGUAUCCUAAUCCGCAUGCGUAUGCUACUGAACCGCACAGUUUGAACUGGUACAGGUUCAUUGGCCGGAUAUUGGGCAAGGCGAUGUAUGAGGGUAUAUUGGUAGACGUGGCUUUUGCUGGAUUUUUCUUGGCCAAGUGGUUAGGCAGACAAAGCUUCCUGGAUGAUCUCGCGUCGCUUGAUCCGGAGUUGUAUAAUGGGCUUAUCUUUCUUAAGCAUUAUACUGGAGAUCCAGAGGAGCUUGCGUUGAAUUUUACGGUUGCUAUUGAUGAAUUCGGCGUCACGAAAUCGAUCGACCUCAUCCCGAACGGGAGCAAUGUGCCUGUGACGCGCGAGAAUAGGCUGUUGUAUAUCUACCUCGUGUCGCAUUUCAGACUGAAUAAGCAGAUAAGGCUGCAGAGCGAGGCGUUCUUUGAAGGGUUGAUGGAGAUUGUUGAGGCGAGGUGGUUGAGGAUGUUUAACCAGCAGGAAGUCCAGAUUUUGAUUGGGGGUGUUAAUUCGCCUAUUGAUCUUGUGGAUCUGCGCCGGCACACGAACUAUGGUGGGUUAUAUGACGAUGAUCAUCCGACUAUCGUCGCAUUUUGGAAUGUUGUGAAUUCGCUGGAUCAGGAGCAGAGAAGGGCGUUGUUGCGGUUCGUGACAAGUUGUAGUCGGCCGCCGUUGCUCGGGUUCAAAGAGCUCAAUCCAAACUUUUGCAUUCGCGACUCGGGAUCGGACCAACACCGUCUGCCAACAUCAAGUACAUGUGUGAAUUUGCUCAAGCUCCCGAGGUAUGACAGCGAGCGCACGUUGAGGGAGAAAUUGCUCCAGGCGAUUAAUUCGGGUGCUGGAUUUGAUUUGUCGUGA